AUGCUUCUUUCUUUGCUUCUCGGGCCUACCUUAGUGGCCGCUGGCCCAACGGUCACUACUAGAGACAGCUCUAGCUCAGCUGUUUCUGUCAGUGAAAUUGUGCCGAAGGACGCAGCUGCCGCAGUUUUGCGCCCGUUUGUAUCAUUUUCGAUUGAGUUCUCCUCCUUCCCAGAUUUUGCAGGCAACUCAUCUCAACCAAAUACGUUCUCAAAUCAGCUCUUAGACAACCUUGCCAACCUCCAAGGUGUUAAGCCUUACAUUCGAGUUGGCGGAAAUACACAGGACUUUGCAUUAUAUGACCCCCACUUGAAAACUGGAAUCAACGGCACCGUCGUCCCAAGUGUAUCGGAGGAUUACCCAUCAAUCAUUUCCAUUGGCCCUUCAUUCUUUGAAUCAUAUGCAACAUGGCCAGACACCAAAUUCAGUUUCGGAUUUGACAUGGGCCAAAACGGUACCAAGGCCAUGAAUACGCUACUUGGUACUGCUCCUCUCGCAUGCAAGGCUCUUGCAAAUGGGAAGCUGGCCUAUUGGGAGAUGGGAAACGAGCCAGAUUUGUUCACUGGUGACAAACGGCCAGAUAACUGGACAGAAAGUGAUUAUGUGACUGAAUGGUUGUCUAAGUCUCAACUUGUUAAGCGUCAAAUUGCCAAAGCGUGCCCUGAAUUGGCGAAGGAUGAGGGAAUCAAGUUCAUCGCUCCUUCAUUUGCUGGAAUCUCUAACGAUCUGGACGCGGUGACGACUUGGGAAGAUGGACUUGACGAGCAUCAUGAUAUCGAACUGAAUUCGAUGCAUAACUAUAUCGGUGGUGCUGAUCAGCCGGGUGUUACUCUUGCCAAGACACUGAUGAACCAUACAUCUACUGUCGCCAGUGUCCAGCAACAUGUGAAUCUAUCAAGUGUCCUCAACGAAAAAGGCCUCACCAAGAAUAUCCCCUACAUCCUAGGAGAAACCAAUUCACUCUACCACCAAGGCAAACCCGGGUUAUCGAACUCCUUCGGCGCCGCGCUCUGGGGCGUCGACUUCAAUCUGUACUGCGCAUCGCAGAAUAUCCGCCGAACCCACAUGCACCAAGGAACAGAUUACAGAUAUGCAUCCUGGCAGCCUAUCCAAACAAACAAAACCACCGUCGGCACCAAAGCCCCCUACUACGGAAAUGUUAUGGUCGCUGCAAUGCUCGGUGGGGAUGACAGCAACAGAAACGCAGAUGUACAGGUCGUGAACCUUCCAAUGGCCGAGGAGACAGAUGCCGCGUACGCUGCGUAUGUGGACGGAAACUUAAGCCGGAUUGCCGUGGUAAAUAUGGUGGAGUAUAAUUACACAGGGGCAGAGACUGAGGAGACUCGUCCUGUGGCGAAAUAUUCGUUCCUUUUGCCCGGGACUAAGGAGAAAACGUUAUCGGUGCAGCGACUGAUGGCUAACGGGAGUGAUGCAAUUACGGGUAUCUCUUGGGAUGGCUGGUCAUAUAAUUACGAAUUGAAGGGUGGUGAACCCGUUCGAUUGGGUAAUGUUACUAUUGGAGAGAGUGUAUCUGUGGACUCGAAGGGGGUGGUGGAGCUCAAAGUUCCUUACUCGAGCGGUGUUAUCUUGAACGUGUAG
Penicillium angulare is the source of this 1596-nucleotide messenger RNA. RefSeq names its product glycosyl hydrolase family 79 C-terminal domain-containing protein. Bases 1 to 1596 code for a protein of 531 amino acids. The record is from RefSeq and is a predicted model, not a curated record. Lineage: Eukaryota; Fungi; Ascomycota; Eurotiomycetes; Eurotiales; Aspergillaceae. The transcript has 4 exons.